UUGGGAGAGCUGUGAAGAAGAGAUGGAGGUAGCAGAUGAAGGAAUCGAUCGGGUAGUGGAUUCGAAGGACUUGCAACAGCAAAGCAAAGCCCUAGACAAGCUCACUGAUCAUGUCGAAGAUCGCCAGCUGGAUUCCACUCGUGUUCAAGAGGCCAUGGCAUCAAUUGCAGCAUCCGCAGAAGCAGAUUGGAAUGCCAUGAGAAUGAGGGAGAAAGAAUUAGCUGCUGUCAAGAUCAAUGCAGCCGAUGUUGACAUAAUUGCAAAUGAACUAGAGUUGGACAAGAAGGUGGCUGAGAGAACCUUACGUGAACACAAAGGUGAUGCUGUUGCUGCCAUUCGGUACUUGCUUCGCUAGAUAGCUGUUGGAGUGAAAAUUUCUUGUUUCUUUUUUUUUUUUUUUUUCUCAAUCUUGAUUUUUGCAUGUUGAAUGCAAUCCAAAUAUAAAUGAUGAAUACAUAGCCACUCUCUGUCAGCUGAACCAAUUCAAAGCCCAAGGGUGCCUAUUGGAAUGUGUCUGUCACAACAUAUAUCUGACUUUGCAUUUGUGGAGUAGCAAGAGAGCUUGAUGCUUGGAGUCUUGGACAUGCCUUUAAGGAACUAAGUAAUGGAGUCUUGAUGCUUGAAGUAGCAAGACCAAAGUAAUGAUGAUCCAUAAUGGAUCUGUAUAUCUCUUUCUGUUCUGUAAAAAUGCUGUUGCUGCUUUAACUACUAUUUAAUUCAGCAAUGCGGGAUUGAGUGCCA
Messenger RNA from Vitis riparia (riverbank grape), 741 nucleotides. Its product is annotated as huntingtin-interacting protein K. Gene Ontology annotation, biological process: protein stabilization; negative regulation of apoptotic process. NCBI's taxonomy places the organism in Eukaryota, Viridiplantae, Streptophyta, Magnoliopsida, Vitales, Vitaceae. The record is from RefSeq and is a predicted model, not a curated record. The transcript has 4 exons. Bases 23 to 355 code for a protein of 110 amino acids.